AUGUCUAGCUCAUCUGACCGAGCUCCCGUACGAGACCAAGCUGAAGACGAUGCCUGGUUCCCAUCCCCUUUCUCGCUCUCCCAGUAUACGUCACCCAAGACGGACUUCGAUGGAGCAAACUACCCCAACCCUUACAAAGGCGGCAAAUGGAAGGUCCUUCUGAUCGCAUCACAAGAGCGUUAUCUCCAGAUGGCUGACGGCAAAUUCUUUUCGACUGGUAACCAUCCGGUAGAGACGCUCCUGCCCAUGUACCACCUCGAUGCUGCAGGCUUCGAUAUCGACAUUGCUACUCUUUCUGGUGACCCAGUGAAGUUUGAAAUGUGGGCCUUCCCGCAGGAGGACAAAGCGGUCAAGGCAAUAUACGAGAAAUACAAGGCCAAAAUCCGCAAGCCACUCAAUCUCGAAGACGUAUGGGGCAAAGGCUUCACACAGCAAACACCAUAUCUCGCGGUCUUCGUUCCUGGUGGUCACGGCGUGUUGAACGGCAUCCCUUUUUCGGCGACAGUGGGCAAAAUUCUUCGUUGGGCACAUGAGAACCAGCGUUUCCUUAUUUCACUGUGCCAUGGACCGGUAUGCAUGCUUGCCGCCGACAUUGGCAAGCCUGAAGGCAGCAAAUUUAUCUACGACGGAUACCAAAUUGAUGUUUUCCCGGAUUCGUUAGACCAGGGGGCCAAUAUCGAUAUUGGUUACAUACCUGGGAAGAUGGCGUGGCAUGUUGGCGAACGACUCCGCAAGCUCGGUGUCACGCCUCUCAAUAGGAGCAUCAGUGGUGAGACCCAUAGGGAUCGGCUUGUCCUUACCGGCGAUUCUCCGCUGGCGUCCAACAACCUCGGCAAGUUAGCUGCCGAGACACUGCUGAAGGAGGUUCCCAGACUUUCGUGA
This is a messenger RNA of Penicillium odoratum, 882 nucleotides long. RefSeq names its product protein deglycase HchA. Gene Ontology annotation, molecular function: protein deglycase activity. Lineage: Eukaryota; Fungi; Ascomycota; Eurotiomycetes; Eurotiales; Aspergillaceae. The transcript has a single exon. Bases 1 to 882 code for a protein of 293 amino acids. The record is from RefSeq and is a predicted model, not a curated record.